This is a messenger RNA of Colletotrichum acutatum, 771 nucleotides long. RefSeq names its product NUDIX hydrolase domain-like protein. Gene Ontology annotation, biological process: NAD+ catabolic process; NADP+ catabolic process. The record is from RefSeq and is a predicted model, not a curated record. The transcript is spliced from 2 exons. Lineage: Eukaryota; Fungi; Ascomycota; Sordariomycetes; Glomerellales; Glomerellaceae. Gene Ontology annotation, cellular component: cytosol; peroxisome. Gene Ontology annotation, molecular function: NADH pyrophosphatase activity. Bases 1 to 771 code for a protein of 256 amino acids.
AUGCCUCCCGCAGCGCCAACACCGCCUCUCAACUACACAACAUCACCCUCCCUCCUCCCCUAUACCCUCCGCUUCCACCCCUACAACAAUCCACCACCUACCUCCUCAUCCUCGUCGUCUCCUCCCCAAGAAGUCUUCCACACCCACCGCCUCUGCGUAGGCGCCGCAGUCCUCUCCCCCUUCCAAACCACCCCCAAGAUCCUCCUCCUCCAACGCUCCGCAAAAGAAUCCGCCCUCCCCCACAGAUGGGAACUCCCCGGCGGCGCAGCAGAAUCCCUCGACGCCAACUCCCUCGCCUCCGCCGCCCGCGAACUCUGGGAAGAAACCGGCCUCCGCGCGACGAAAUUCGUGGCGCUGGUGGGAUGUUACCAAUGGGAGGGUGCUGGCGCCGGUGAAAAAGCGGAGGCUGUGGCUGGGGACCAGGCGUGGGGGUUAUCGAGGGGUGGUGUUGGGAUUAUUGAGGUCGGACAACUGUCUGAUAAUGGUGGGAUUGCGGAGGAGAAGAAAAAGAAGGAGGAGGGGACGACUGCGGGAGAUGGAGGACGCGAUGCGUGGAGGAAGUAUACCUACCUCGUGGAAGUUGAGACCUCCGCGGAUGGGGGAGGGGAGGCGGAGGUUGAGAUUGACCCCGAGGAGCACGACGAUUUCGUCUGGGCUACGGAGGAGGAGGUGCGUGCUGAUCGAUGCGGGGAGAGAGUGUUUGAGUGGACUUCGGAGCAUCAGAAGCUGGAUGUCUUGAGGGCUUUUGAGAUUACGAGGGGGAAGAAGUAG